GUAGCCCACUUUUGUGUCUAUUUCUAUUUUUCUAUUUUUUUAUUAAAUGGAUGAAGAGUUCAAGUUUUCGCCAAGCUUCUAUGAUGCCACCGGAAUCGUAGGGCAAUCUUUGUGCGCCUUGCGCGCGGCAUCCAAGGGCAGCACCUCCGUGGGCAUCGUCGCACCCGAUUGCGUCGUCAUUGCCACAGCGACAAGAAAAUCUUCGGUUCUGAUGGAGCCGCGCAGAGUGCCGCACGUGGCACCAAUAGACUUAAUGACAGGAAUGACAUAUUCCGGAUUGAGUGGCGACUUUCGCACGCUCAAAAAGCACGCCCAGAAAUGUUCCAACAACAACAAUCUGAGCAAUGGCUUGGCGGCCGAAGUUAGCCACAUGGCGCACUCCAUGGCCAUCGUCAUGCAGGAGUACACCCAAAUCUCGAGUGCGCGACCCUUUGGAGUGUCCCUGUUGAUCGCCGGCUGUGACAGGGGUGGGGUGCCACAUCUGUACAAUUGCAGUGCCACCGGCUCCCACUUCCCCAGGAAGGCCAUUGCUCUGGGCCGUAAUGCAGACAUCUGCACAAACUUCCUGGAGCAGCGAUGCAGUGAGAAUCUCAGAGUGGAAGAUGCCAUCAGCACUGCACUGUUGGCUCUAAAGACAGGAUAUGAGAAGAAGCAGCCAGAGGGUGAUGAGAAGGGGGGAGCGGAGGAGGAGCGUCCAAUGCCCACCGACGUCAUCGAAAUUGGCAUUGCCUAUCCGGAGGGUUUCGAGUGUUUGGACUUUAGACAUGUGGAUGAGUUUUAUGCAGAUUUGGCCAGAUAAUUUAUAGUUCUUUUUCUUUUAAGGGAAAUAUUAAAGUAAGCUAAAAAUAAACUUUCAAACA
Molecule: messenger RNA, 860 nt
Organism: Drosophila obscura
Lineage: Eukaryota; Metazoa; Arthropoda; Insecta; Diptera; Drosophilidae
Product: proteasome subunit alpha type-2-like
Exons: 2
Coding region: 47-799 (250 amino acids)
Cellular component (GO): proteasome core complex, alpha-subunit complex; proteasome core complex
Source: RefSeq, a predicted model, not a curated record